AGAUAACGUAAAGUUUAAAGUGAAGCGGAGGUUGUUUUUGUUUGUUUGUUUGUUUGUUUGUUUGUCUGUCUGUUUGUUUGUAAAUACAACGGACGGCGUUGGGAAGGGAAUGUUAGCAGGCUGAGCACAGCUAGCAAACUAGCUCAUUUAGCCGAUUUAGCUUGUCUUGUUUUAGCAUAGCUGAGCAGAGUGUAAUUCUGUAAGUGUAAAUUCGGGUUGUUGAGUUACACAAACCUGUAAUCCGUCUUUACAAUAAUCCGCCAUGUUACUAAGCAUUACACCACAGCGCUGCUGAAUUCUCCAAUCUGAUUGGUCCGUAGGUGUUUGAUUAAUGUUCUAUUGAAAGUAGCUCCGGUGCCGAGGCAAAUCACAGGUCUAUAUCAGUGCGCUCGAACUAAUACGUUAUUAUUACUGUAGUAUCAGCGGGGGGAUGGGUUGUAUGUAAUCUAAUCUUAAUAAUAAUAUCGUAUUCUUUAACAUGGAAGGAAUAACACUUGACAGACUGUGCUGUUAUAUGGAAAUAAUCCAUGCUGGUGUGUGUGUGUGUGAUGGGGCAUGAAGUGCACAUGUCCUGUAACCGUACGGUCUGUAACGUGUCCUUCCGCUUGUACCUCAUAAGACAUUCAGUUUGCUAACAGUUACACUGUGUAGUUUAUCGAUGUGCAAAAUGUUGUACGUUUUAAAGCUUCGUCGUUAGAUUUAAUGUCGUAGCGUGUCCGAGAGACAAGUUAGUUCCCGUUCUCGCUUACGUUAUAGCCGUGAUAAAAGUUCAUUCUUUCUCCUUCUCUGUCUGACUCGCAAUAAAAACAAACAAACCAGUUUGUCAUUGUACCCAGAAAAAAAAGCAUAAAGUGUAACCUCCUCUGUCCUGAAGACUUUCCAGUGCUGGCAAGCUUUGACUGUUACAAAAACGCAGACAGCCGAGACGUCUCCUAACAAAAUAAAUAAAUGAAUAAAAAUCACCACGUCAUAAAUGGUUAUAGGUUUACUUUGUUAAACAACACAUUUUUAAAAUCCUUUUAUUGUUAGUCUUUGAUUGUGUCCGCAGUACAAGUCCCCGUGCCGUGUACGAGCCUUUACUAUAGAAACAAUAACGUGUCGUUCACGUUACGGUCGGAAUUACCGUGCAGGAAUAAUGCACACCUUCUAGAUAAUCAGAUUCGAGCGUUCAGCCACGCGCUGUGGUGUAAAGAUGUAUCAUCGUUGAUAUGGUGACGCUUGUUUAUUUAUUUACAGUUUAUGGAAGGAGACUCCAGUAUGAGCUUUGUAAGAGUUACUUCAGGACAGAGGGAGGAGUUUGUGCUUUCAGUAGUCUCAGUAACAAGACAAUCUGGGGUUUUUAUUUUUAUUUUUUUAAAGGUCGGGAGAAUAUUUUGGAGCGAUUUCUCUCCUGUUGUGGACAGAACCGGACUCAGUUCUGCGGGUUUUUUUUUUUUUGUUUUUUUUUGGUUCUCCUCCCCCCCUCUCUCGUUGCGGCCGUAGCUGGUCCUUGUGAAGAACCACCAGUCGAUGGCUCUGAUGGACAAACACAAAGUCAAGCGGCAGAGACUGGACCGCAUCUGCGAAGGCAUUCGCCCACCCAUCUUAAACGGGCCCAUGCACCCUCGUCCUCUGGUGGCGCUGCUGGACGGACGGGACUGCACGGUGGAGAUGCCCAUUCUGAAGGACGUGGCCACCGUGGCCUUCUGUGACGCUCAAUCCACCCAGGAGAUCCACGAAAAGGUUCUUAACGAGGCCGUAGCUGCGUUACUGUAUCACACCAUCUCACUAUCACGAGACGACCUCGACAAGUUCAAAGGACUUCGUGUCAUCGUGAGGAUCGGCAGCGGAUUCGACAACGUGGAUGUUAAAGCCGCAGCUGAGCUCGGUAUCGCAGUGUGUAACGUGCCCGCAGCGUCUGUGGAGGAGACGGCAGAUACGUCCAUGUGCUUGAUCCUGAACCUGUACCGCCGGGUCACCUGGAUGCACCAGGCCCUACGCGAGGGCACUCGAGCCUCCAGCGUCGAACAAAUCAGAGAGGUGGCAGGAGGAGCCGCUCGCAUCCGAGGAGAGACGCUGGGCAUCAUCGGCCUCGGACGUGUUGGCCAAGCGGUGGCUUUGAGGGCAAAGGCGUUUGGUUUUGGGGUGAUUUUCUACGACCCGUACCUGCCCGAGGGGGUAGAAAAAUCCCUGGGGCUCCAACGCAUGGCCACGCUGCAGGAUCUACUCAUCCACUCGGACUGUGUGUCCCUUCACUGCAGCCUGAACGAACACAACCACCACCUCAUCAACGACUUCACUAUCAAACAGAUGCGUCAGGGUGCGUUCCUGGUGAACACUGCGCGAGGGGGGCUGGUGGAUGAGAAAGCUCUGGCUCAGGCACUGAAAGAGGGAAGAAUACGCGGCGCAGCUCUCGACGUCCACGAGACGGAGCCCUUCAGCUUCUCACAGGGGCCUCUUAAGGAUGCCCCUAAUCUGAUCUGCACCCCCCACACAUCCUGGUACAGUGAGCAGGCCUCCAUUGAGGCGAGGGAGGAGGCGGCGCGGGAAGUACGCAGAGCCAUCACGGGUCGUAUUCCUGACAGUCUCAAGAAUUGUGUGAAUAAGGAGUAUCUGAUGACGGCUUCCCAGUGGCCCUCUAUGGAGACCGCCUCCGUGCACUCUGAACUCAACGGAGCAGGGUACAGGUUUCCGGCGGGUCUGAUUGGUGUAACCCCAGGAGCUCUGCCUGGUGCAGGGGCAGGAGUAGAGGGCAUGGUGGCAGGCACGCUGCCCCUAGCCCAUCCCCUCGCCCCGGUCUCGCACCCACCACACACCCCCUCACCCGGGCAGCCAACCAAGGCAGAGGCUGACAGAGACGUCCCUUCUGACCAAUAGCAUCCCAACACAUUCCAUCGUUGCCCCAGCGAUGCCCUCACCCCCCCCCCCCCCCCUUUUUUUAAGGGCUCGAUCCAUGCCGAAGCCCUGCUUUCGACGUAAUAAUUUUUGACGGGUCAAUCCAGUCAAACAGAACACGCAAGUCCAGAUGUGACCCACUCAAAAACACUUCUCCUUGCCCCUUCCUUCGUUGUCGUAUCAUCCGUUUAUUUUUUUAAAAAAAUUUUCCACCUGUGCAGCAAGCAAUAACUCUUUUUCUCAAGGAUUCAGUAAUUGGGUUGUUUUUUUGUUAGAAUUAGAAAACCCCUUUUUAAUUUUUUAUGCCUUUUUGAAUCUGGACUAGUUGGAGUUUGUUUCUGAGUAGUGUGUCUUCUACCUGCCUUCUGUCUGUCCAGCUGAGUUAACAGUAUAGUAAAGAACACAUGAACCGUUCUUUUAUUUCAGCCUCCCAAGCAUUUUUUUUUUUAAAGCAUAGGUUUGACCCUUGAAGCAAAUUUGGAAAAACUGGCUUAAGUCAUUGAAUUUCGUUUCGACCACAUUUCCAACGGACAGCUAACCAUAGCCACACCUUUCGCUAACCGGAUUAGAACGGUAAGAGGGACGACGUGUCAUCUGCCUGUUCCUGACAGUAACUCAGUGGCGUUCUCGGACACUUCGGGUUCCGCUUUUCCCUUCAUGUUGAAGACAUUGCGAGCGUCGUAUCGUGUCCAUCCUGUCCUUCCGAAAGAUGACAGACUCUCAUUUCCUGUAAAGAUACUCGUUGGGUAUCGGUUCAGUCAUAUGCUUCACUGUAUCAAUAACGUAUGGAUAAAUGACAUGUAGGUCUCUGUAAGAGCAUCAUAAAUAUGCCAUUUGUGUACAGCUUUUUAUUGACGUCUGGUCACUUUUCCACUUCUCCAGAGUGAAAUCUCCUCGACUUUUAACAGUGUAGAUGUAUGAAGUCCCUAUUUUGUGCGUGUGCAUCUCUGAACUUCAGUGAUUUAUGAUUCUCUUAUAAAGACCGUGCGAUUGGGAAUAUUCAGUAGGCUGUGUCUUUACACUUAAUCUAUCAUUACUUUCACUGUUAACUCCAUGAAAACUGGAGGGGGGGAGGAAGGGGGGGAUAAUGCAAGCACAUUUUCAGGUGUCUUAAAGGGCCGGUGUUCCACUUUUCAGAUUUUCACGUUAAGUGUUGUGAUACUUUGAGUCGUCUUUCUUUUUUUCAGCUGGGAUUCUGUUACUGUUUGUUUGUUUUAAAAAAAAAAAAAAAAAAUUAUUUUGGGACUCCUGCUCUCUUCUAAAAUAUACACAUAUCCUCCACCUUGAUAUGCCUAGCUCUUUUUUUGUUUUUCUUAUCUUUCCAUACUUCCUGGAUGUGCCUCCCUGGGUGGUUCAGCUUUUUCACUGACCUUUGUACAUUAUUCUCCUUAUCUCCGAUAGUCCUUCCUUCUGCUCCUGCUCUUCCCAUGACAUCACUGUGUGAGGAAUCGGGCUGCCAGGCGCUUAAAUGAAGAUGAGAUCACACACACACACACAUACACACAUGCGAAUGUGUUUGUCUAAAGCAGUUGUUUUGAGUAGCUUCUGUUCAGCCAGGUGUUUGCAGACAUGUAAAGAUCUUUGGUGUCAUUUUUUUCCCCUCCUCAUCUUUUGUAUGCAGAUCUUUGUAGUAACAUGAUAUGGCCAUUAGGGGUCAAUGACAGUGUAGUAAUCUGAGUCUGCUGAAUAAUCCUGUCUCAGCAUUUCUUUUUACCUGCCGCUCUUCAGCCAUGCAGUCCAUCAGUGCUUUUGUCAAAUACGUCGUCGUGCUUAUAGAGAGGGAAGCAGGUAGAACCAGACUGCAUCACUCCAUCCAUCAGCAGACUGUGUGGCUGACUUCCAAAGAUCCACAACGGAGCUGUGGCAGGCGCGCAGUCUGUCCCUUUAUCAGUUAGUAGUGUAAACCUCAAGACGACACCGCAGAUCUAAUCAGUGUUAUCCGGUUUCUUUAUAAUUUUUAUUUUAUUUUAACCUUCUCUUCCUGUUGAGUUAAACCUGACAUCGUACCCCAACAUGCGCACAGUGGGGUUCGGGGUAAGCGUUUGGAUGGAGCUUGUUCAUUGAAAAAACGGUCGUUUUCCAAAGGGGGGUGGGUACGAUCGUCCCCUCCCCUCCUCCUCCCCUCCUAGACGAGUCUUUUGUAUGGAAAGUGUUCUGCGUCAAGGGAAACCAGUUUCUAGUACCUCAGUAACAGAUAUUGAAUGUAUGAUCUACUUGUUCUUCGCUUUGUACAGCUUCUUUUUAGAUUGUACUUCGCUAUUUCGGAACCCGUUGCAGAUAUACGUCUGAGCUUAUCUAACACACCUUACGAGGAUGUUGUAAUGCCCCUUCUUAGAAUCCAUUUCCUUUAGCGUAGGUAGUUUUGAGAUUGCAGGCUUUCUUAUUCGAGCUUUCCCUGUCUCGGAUUAUGUUAUGAAUGAGCACAAAUCUGCAUCGCCGUUCAUCUAUAUCAGUGGGUCGUAAGAUGGAGUUGGGGUCUGGUCUCGAAUAAGCUAGGUGAUGGUGGAUUUUGGAAAUAAACUCUAAUAGGUUAAAGAACAUUGCACAGAUGUUCGUUGUGGCGAACCUGUUGACCUAAUCCUGAAUUAAAUUGCUGUUUUUGUUUCGAUUUUUCUUUUAUUUCUUGAAAAAUCCAACAAAGAUCAGAACUAAACUAGUUUUUGUGCAUGAAAUGUCUGUUACCGUACAAAUCCUGCUUUUUAAUUCUGCUUUUCUAUCUAGUUGGCCCUUGACUGAACGUUCUCAUGGAAUUGCGUGUCACUCAUGUGAGCUUGAAUCAAGAUGUCACGCUUGUUUUGGUCAUUUGAUGUCGUCUGACGUCUCCCGUUCUGUCCUUUUCAAAAAGGUUCUAGCUAUACUCUUCAACUUUUUUUUCAUUUUGACGUGUGGGAUAUUUUUGAACGCUAUCAUUUUCUUCAGGCUUGAACAUCAGCAGUAUGUUUCUGUAUUAUUCAGUGUUCAUGUUGUAUGGAAACGUUUCAAGAAAGAAAGAAAGAAAAAAAAAAGACCUCUUCUUCCCGGCAUUCACUUUUAUAGGUCCUUUCCAGCAGCUUGUUUAAAGGGCCGUAGUUUCCAGGUUUUCUUUCUCUCGACUGUAGUAGCCUUAAAUUCAUACACUAUGGUGGACUUGGUCACCCACCCCAUCCCCAUGAAGAGAGGAGACGUUACUCUUUAGCCAUUCUGUGUUCAAAGUGCACAGCUCUGUGUGCCAGACGUGUAUUUUUUACAGAGAACCCGCCUGGUUUUGAUUUUCAACGUGUGAAGUCGGCUCUGCUCUCGCAAAGCCCCUCUCUCAAACCUGGAGCUAUCGCUAAACAUUUAUCGCUACAUUGGGUCUGGAGCGGUCAAUUUCUCUCUAUCUCUCUCUCUUUCUUUCUCUCUCUCUCUCAGGGUUCAAAAUACACACACGCACACGCACACACACACCCUCCAGGUGUCUGUAGGUCACUCCUCUCAGAAACUCCAGCAUGAAGAUGGUUCAGAUCGUACUCCUUACAGUCCCGUCAAGCUAAGCUGUGUCCCCUUUUUCUCUCUUUUUUUUUUUCCUUCUUUCUUUUCUUUUUGUUUCUGUCUCAUUUCUCGCACUGACAUCUAACAAAGAAAGAAUGAAUGUUUUAAUCGAACUGUGUGUAACCGUUGAACUUGGGAAAUGUAUUUUUACAACAUGUGAACUUUUUAUUCCUUUCUUUCACCACCUUUUAUUUUCUUUGUAAAUUGACCCCUGUCCCAUCACCAGACUGCAAAAACUACAAAAAAGAAAGAAAAAAAAAAAACAACUCUUGUAACUAGCCUCUUAAGCUUUACUUUUGCUUUUGUUUUCUUUUUUUUUAUAUUAGAAAACAACGAUGUUUGUGAUGGUAACCUCUGAUGGUAAAAUUCCACAAGGUAUUUUAAUAAAAUCCUAAAGAUUAACCCUUCGUCUCUUCAUGCUAAAGGGUUUCAGUGCGCCUGAUGUUUGUUUCGUUAGCGUUUUUGCGUAUUAGAAUUUUUAAAAACGAGUGCAAGAAACGAAAAUGUUGAGCUUUGUAAGUUUGUUUGGGACUGAAAGGUGAUUUAAAUGAAGUUCAGUGACGUGUGUUUAGCACGGCGCCCCCGCCGCUCGUGUUUAUGAUGCCUGUGUAUCUGCUCGUGCCCCCCGGCAUGGGGUGGUGAUACAGUGAAAUCGGUUUUAUGAGGGCUACAGGGCUUACACACCCUGCCUCGCCUGCCAACUCAAAUGGUUCCCAAAUGGCCCUUUAUGAGCCAUCUCUCCUGUGUCCUAGAUUUCUGACACAUUUAGUGCUGGAUUCCUGAACCUUGUUUUUCUAACCAGGAAUAGUUCAUAGGCAGUGUGUUGGAAGAGCACUUGUAUGUGUGAAUGGGUUGGUUGUUCGGUAAUGCCUUAAACAAAGGUUAUCUAAAUUAUUUUGUAUCACGUGUAAACGUUGAAUAACGUUUAGCAUCCGCUUAUGUACGAGUGUGUUUGUGAGAUCGAUACAUAUACAAGUUUAUACAUAUUUACAAACAGUUACCAGUAAUUAGUUAUGCCUGCAUUUAAAUUUAUUGGCCUUUUUAAUCCGGUAAACCUACCAUAUAGGUCACCUGUAGAUAAACACUUGUGGCCUGAUGUGCACAAUUUGUCAGGCCUCCUCUACCUUGUCGGUGGAAAGGAACCUCUGUUGUAUUACUGGUCGUAAUAUAACUCACUCCAGAGGCCAAAUCUAAGAGCCAAGAGCUCUGCAAGUUCAAGUUGAUGCCCUUUGUAAUGCUUCUGUCAGUCUGAAAUUCCCAGGAAGCGCAGUGUGGUGUAUCUCGACAACCUUUUGGUUCAUUCAGCAUAUUUUCAGUGGGGCCCUGCACAACCUCUAGUUACUGCCAGACCAGCCUUCAUGUUAACUUCAAUAAGCGUAGCCUGAUUUGUUGCAAAAUGGUAUUUUUGGGCCAUGUGGUCAGCACCACUGGUGUGCCUACUAAUAAAGUAAAUGUGGCUGCUGUCAAAAACUGUUCCCCACAACCUUGCUUCUGUGCAGCUUUGGUUUGGCAUCGUACUAUUCAACACAGACUGGCAACCACUUUGCCAGCCCCCUGCAUUACCUGACUGAGAAGAGCCAUUGACUUCGAAUUAAACAAAGACUGUGACUUGGCAUUAACCUGUAGGAUUUGCUCAACAGGGCCCCAAUCCUAGCACACCCCAGUCCUAAGCAGACUUUAAUUCUUGAUACCUAUGCCAGCGAUGUGAAGAUUGGUAGAGUGCUGUUGCAGGGUGAGGGGGCUGGAGAGCGAAUGGUCACUUCUGCACCGACCCGUAUGGAAAGUGGGUCCUCUUAUGAAUGUCUCAUGCUUACUAUACAGACAUUGCACUAUUUCUGUCCCUACCUGUAUACCAGGCAGUUCUUCUUAUGGAGGUCUUGUGCCUCCCUCAUGUGGCUCCUCGACUUUAAGGGGCUGGAAGGACAUUUGGCUUGUUGGCAUAAAAUACCUUUCAGGCUGUCUCCACUAUAACAUGGUCUCGCUCUCUGAUGCCAACCAUGUGAGACAGUGGAGUGCCUCUAAUCUGCUGAGAGGAUACUAUCCAUUCAUGCCUGCACUGGUUUGGAGCAGUGCCAUAGGGCAAGGACUGCCCGUGCUCGAUCAUCACGUAUAGCAGGAGACGGACAGGUGAAAAGGUGGCUGGAGGCAGGGAAGCAUACAAAAAGGGGCUUACCCCUGGAACAUGCCCUCACACCCCUGGAACUCUGGGCAUUCUAGAUGGCUGUCCAGGAGUCCACCAAUGCACGCCAGCUGUUCUGAUGUUUGACUGGGAGCUGAGGGUAACCGUGACGUUGGUUUUCAGAUCCCUGCCAGAGCCUGCGAGAGCAUGAAUGCAUGAGAUUGUAGUGGCGGUGCUGGUGACUAUCAGAAGAGCCUUUGACACCCGUUGCUGUGGUCAAGACUUUCCACUAUGGGCCCAUGCGUGGGUGUACCGGCCUAUCCAUAAGAAAGACCUGUUGCCUAAACUUAGUAACCACUGGGUGUGGCCGUGCAAAGUGCUGGAACAGGUUGUAGACAUGGUGUACCACACUGUUGGAAAGUGGCGGGCUUGCAGUGCUGCACAAAGACCAGUUGCCACCCUACUGACCCUUUGCUAUACUUUGGGAUGAGGCAAUGGAGAAUACCGGUAGCCAUGGUCCUGAUCCAACCCUGUACCACCACCACCCAGUGAUCCAUUUCAUCAGCCGCAACACCAAUGCGCGUCAUCUGGUGGACUCAGGGACUUCAUACUGUGCUUUGGGUUGUCAUGUGAGUAGGUGUCUUUGACUUGUGGCUCUACCAACACAUCUUUCACAUCUGAUGACAGAACUGCUGACGAUAUUAUGCCUUGUGUUUGAUUUAAUAACCGAGUUCCUGGCCAAGUUUAUAUCUGGCCAGUUGUUACCAGCUGUUUUCCUGUACUGACUUCUAGUGAAAAAUAAAGUGUUUUUUGUUUUAUUAUUUCCUA
Ictalurus furcatus (blue catfish) is the source of this 9331-nucleotide messenger RNA. Its product is annotated as C-terminal binding protein 1. NCBI's taxonomy places the organism in Eukaryota, Metazoa, Chordata, Actinopteri, Siluriformes, Ictaluridae. The coding region runs from base 1510 to 2856 and encodes 448 amino acids. The record is from RefSeq and is a predicted model, not a curated record. Gene Ontology annotation, molecular function: oxidoreductase activity, acting on the CH-OH group of donors, NAD or NADP as acceptor; NAD binding; transcription corepressor activity. The transcript is spliced from 10 exons.